Messenger RNA from Ostrea edulis (European flat oyster), 2797 nucleotides. RefSeq lists its product as uncharacterized. Bases 1722 to 2750 code for a protein of 342 amino acids. NCBI's taxonomy places the organism in Eukaryota, Metazoa, Mollusca, Bivalvia, Ostreida, Ostreidae. The record is from RefSeq and is a predicted model, not a curated record. The transcript is spliced from 4 exons.
UUUUUUUUUUUUUUUCAUCUACUUCACUUUCAUCAUUGUUUGACAAUAAACAUUUAUGUUGAUUUAAAUCAUUCAAAAUUGUUCAUUUAUCAUUUCGUAAAAUGAGCAAUUUCACCUUUUUAGUGAUGCAUUCAAAAUAAAGAUAUUCUUACGUUUCAGACACAUGACGAAUCCCUUGGUCCUGGCGGUGAAGGGGAAAUUGGAUUUAGAGUGGAAAUAGAUAUCAAAAUAGGAAAUGUUUGUAAUGCUUAUUGCUAGAGUGCAUUGCUUUGUUAUGUUUAUCCUUUCGUUAUACAUGAUGUACAGGCUGUCCGAGGCCGAGUGAAUGUCCAAAUAGGAAACGGAGAGAACAAUUUGUUGUCCAAUGUCCUCCCUCUUCAUGCUAAAUCGGAGUCUGUGGAUGGGGGAAUCGGUCAAAUAUUUGUAAUUCCACGGAAAAUGUCGAUGACUUCUCACAAUAAAGGUUGUGUUGGGAAGAUGUUUUAUUUUACCAAAAGCCAAAGUUUUCUUUGUUAUCAAAUCAAAAAUUUCUGUUGCUGCAAAAUAAAAUGAAUAAAAUGGCCUAAUUAAUAUUGGAUCGUUUCACCCUAUCUAAACAAGAACACGUAAAUUUUGUAGGUAAAAUAGACAUUAAAUCUGAAAACAGCAAGCAACGACCUCCAUUUUUAUCGACAAUAUAUUACCAAUUCAUCACUUUGCAAUACUAGUAUAGUUUUGUGGUUUGCAAUAUGCAUGUACUUCUUCAUAUCAGAUGACAACUCGGUUCCUAUUCAAUCAACAAACAUUUUGUUUUGUAAUUUUGAAAUAAGAAUGUGAAAAAGCUUCUAAUCACCGUUUUGAAUACACGGGCCCUUAACGACCUUAAUAGAAUUUAUUUUGCGGUAGCAGCCAGUCACCAUGGACCUCUUCUGCAGUUUUACUUUGCAUCGGUUUCGCCAGGUACAUCCAUACUUCUGAGCCAGAAGGUCUGGGGAUUGACCUUCACAAUUCGUGCAGUCCUCACCAUAGAAACCCACCAGUUCAGGCAUGAAAAUUUUCCCGCCAUUUGUACAAACCAGUUUAAGUAUAUGACGACGUCUGAAGUUCCUGCAGGUAUCGUUCUUUUCACCUGGAAAGUAUACCUCCAUCAGAAUGUAUAAUGUUGACAUAGAUCUUAUUGAAAGUAUAAGCAAAUAACGAUAUGUGCAAUUAUUUGGUUACACCUUACCUUCAUAUUCAUGCUACUCACUCGAAGUUCUACUAUUUCAAGUAUCAGUGUACAAUUAGAUGGUAUAUAUCUUACUUACAUUUGCCAGAGGAAGUGCAGAAAACGGUAAGAAAGAAAAUCACAAUCAAUUUGUCAAUGAUAGGCAUGACUUCAACCUUUAGCUGAUUCCCGGCUUCCUACGGCAUAAUUAUAACCCUACAGAACGUGGCUACCCUUGUUGCCUGAUACAAUGGCAUGUUCGCGUCAUUAAAAUUCUUUCAAGGCUGCUUGCUAUUUUUGACUUCAAUGUCUUAUUGAACUCGAUGUUCUGUAUGCAUUUUGCGUUUUUAAACCAUUGAAACUUUGAUUUAUGUAAGACAAAAUGUUAUCUUUUUCCACAAUGCAGCCUGUUUGAAUUAUGACUUAACUCUUGGCAUUUUGACGAUGUUUUGUUUUUUUUUUUUUCAAACCUUGAUCUACAUUUUACUCCUUAUCUCUCUGAACAUAGAAAUGUUUUGUGCAGGCGUUGGUGAACAUGAAAGGAGUGCUUGUAUAUUUGAUAUUGUCAUCUUUGGCCAUUAUCUUGUUGACAGCGGAUGGUAAGGAAUGGUGCGUGGACACACGACACAAUAUAACAGACUGUCACGAGUUGAAUUUGUUCUGCAAAGAGGGUUAUGUAAUAUCGAAAAUAGAAUUGUUUGCCGGUAAUGAAGACUGCAAUCUCCGUUCCAGAUGUAAGGGUCUUUCCCCUGUCACUCAAUCAGAUGCCAUGUCAUGUUACUGGAAACAAAACUGUUCCGUAAAAAUUCCGGCUCAGAGAAUGGUAUUCUUUCAUAAUACCAUAACGCCAUUCAAACAAAAAGCUAGUUGUUUUGUAACACCAAAGUCAUUCCACGUAACCCGACUUUCAUGUACCAACCUAAAAACAUCAGAUGUUAGAAAUAUUUGUCCACAAAACGGGAAGUCAGUAGUUUCAGUGGAGAAAAGGGGUCCCAGUAUGGGGAUUAUAAGAAGCCAUGAUUUGUGGCCCUGGAACUACCCAGAAAACCAGACAAGCUGCAGCCUGACGUUCGCAUAUCCUCUGUCGCCUAAAAUGUCGUAUUCCACUCGUUUAACUAUCGCUAACUUGGACAUUAAUGCAAACCACCAUUUAUUUGUAACGAAAGGAAAAAGAAAAGAGGUGAAAGAAGAUGUGAAGAAGACUUGUAACAUUCGUAUUCGACAUAUUAAAUCCAAUGUCAAGAUAGCAUUUGUAACCAACUCGCAAAAUCCUACCUCAUCAGGAAAGGGGUUUGUGAUCUGUUAUCGACAAGAAAUGAAAAGGAAAAGGGGGAAGGGUAAAAAGAAAGGACGUACUAAAAAAACACGGAAUAAAAGGACGAAAAAUAAAAGGAAGGGUAGACAAUCCAGGGCAAAGAGAAAAGCAAGAAACAGGAAAAACGCGUGUGAAUCUGUCAUGGAGCCCAUGGAUCUGAAUGACGACACAAUACGGCUUCAGGCAGGAAAUUCUACGGGCUAUGGAUGUCAAUCAACAGACGACGAGUAUCACUACUUCAGCUUUUGAUGAUUGUAUAUUUUAAAUCAGAAAUAAAUAUGAUAUUUUCACAACAA